Hibiscus syriacus is the source of this 1404-nucleotide messenger RNA. Its product is annotated as ELMO domain-containing protein A-like. The record is from RefSeq and is a predicted model, not a curated record. The coding region runs from base 391 to 1191 and encodes 266 amino acids. NCBI's taxonomy places the organism in Eukaryota, Viridiplantae, Streptophyta, Magnoliopsida, Malvales, Malvaceae. The transcript has 11 exons.
CUCUCACCUAAAAGGAAAAAAAAAAAAGCUAACAGAUGCAAGAGUGAGAGGGAAAAAAAAAGGAGAGACAAGGCUCCGCCUCCGUGGCUUGCAAUGGACACAGUCGAUUCUUAGAUCUCUAAAACCUAGCGGUUUUUCUUUUCUUUUCUUUUUUGGCAUUUAAAGAUUCUCUAGAAUGUUUUUCUCUCAAGAUUCUUAUUUUCUUUUUGAGGAAUCAGUUUCGGCUGGUUUCGAUGCGAUUUCCUUAUGAUUUUACCUGCAUUGACGUUCUAGUUUAUCGCGGUUGCUUUGCUAAUUGUUUAGGUUUGAAAUUGUGGAGAAGCCCAUAAGUUGUCUCUUAGGGUUAACAGGAAGAAAGAUAGUAAGAUAGUAGAGACGAGGUGUGACAAAAUGGACGAUAGAGGGGGUUCAUUUGUCGCCGUGAGGAGAAUUUCUCAAGGUCUCGAGCGAGGCAAUACCUGCCAUUCUACUUCUGGUGAGGUUGUGGCAGGAUCAACAGCAUGGUUGGGUCGAGGUCUUUCUUGUGUAUGUGCACAGAGCAGAGAGUGUGAUGCUCGUCCAUCAUUUGAUUUAACUCCUUCCCAGGAAGAAUGCUUGCAGAGGCUGCAGAACCGUAUAGAGAUUGCUUAUGACAGUUCAAUUCCUGAGCAUCAGGAAUCUUUAAGGGCCUUAUGGAAUGCUGCAUUUCCAGAAGAAGAACUACGUGGUUUAAUAUCCGAGCAGUGGAAGGAAAUGGGGUGGCAAGGGAAGGAUCCAUCUACAGAUUUUAGGGGCGGUGGUUUUAUAUCAUUGGAGAACCUGUUAUUCUUUGCUAGGAAUUUUCCGAAAUCCUUCAAGGAUCUUCUUUGGAAGCUGGAAGGUGAUAGGUCUGUGUGGGAAUAUCCAUUUGCUGUUGCUGGUGUGAACAUCACUUUUAUGCUCAUUCAGAUGCUUGAUAUCGAAGCAGUCAAACCAAGGACAAUUGUAGGAGCGGUUUUCUUAAAGUUCCUUUCAGAAAAUGAAUCAGCGUUUGACCUUCUCUAUUGCAUCACAUUCAAGCUAAUGGACCAUCAGUGGCUUGCUAUGCGCGCAUCCUACAUGGACUUCAAUACAGUGAUGAAGGCCACACGUCGACAACUGGAAAGGGAGCUUCUACUUGAAGAUAUUACACGUCUGGAGGAUCUGCCCUCGUACAGUCUUCUUACACGAUAAUAAGCAUUUGGCCUUAUCAAUUUGUUUUCGUAAUGGCAACAGAGAGGGCUAAGAUGCAUGCUACUGAGUUCGAUUGACAAACACCGGUGGUCUUCCUUUUACAAAACAUGUCUUUUAGCCUUUGACAUGAUAAAAUGUAUAUGUGCUUCGUGAAAAAGUGCUAUUGGUGUUCCAAUUUGAUGUUCUAGAAAUUGAGGAUUUCAGAUUUUUGUC